This is a messenger RNA of Heterobilharzia americana, 2277 nucleotides long. The record is from the annotation of a GenBank genome assembly. Lineage: Eukaryota; Metazoa; Platyhelminthes; Trematoda; Strigeidida; Schistosomatidae.
GGUACUUUGUUUUAAUUGACGUUCCGGGGAGAUGUUUGCCUUGUGACCUUUUGGUAAUGUUUGUAAUGGCGUUGGAUUUUAUUCCUAUUGUGUAUUUAACUUUUGUUUGGGAUCUAAAAUCUUAGUUGAUACAAUAUAUCUGUUUUGCUCAAGCAAUCAUGGACCCCUACAGCCCAUCACACCCCACCGAUCAAGAUAUGGACUUAGAGUCUAAUUCUCCAGCUACUCCAGAACAGGAUGCCAAUCAAAAUCAGCUACCUGCUGACCAAUCACUUAGUGAUGUUGUACCGUUACUCUUUAAUUCUGAUGCUUUUGCUUGUACUCACGACGUGAAUAAUAUCCAACCGAACCCUGAUAUGGAUACGUUGUAUGAUCAAACGGAGGAUGAUUUACGUGCGAUGUCAGGAUCGGAGGACAGGCAGUGUGUAACAGCCCAUUCUGUGGAGCCCGUAAAGGAAAAUAGUCCCGAGGUUCCAAAGCCAGAUGACUCUCGACCGCAAGUGAGGUCUUCGGAUACUCACAAACGGUCCUCUCAGCUGCAUCGCCACAGAAGUAGAUCACGCUCCCGGAAAAGAGUUGAAAGUCGACUUGAUGACAAAAAGAGUAGAAGAUCGCGGUCCUCUUCCAGACAUCGUGUCCACAAACACCGUUCGAGAUCACGUUCUAAUGAUCGUAGACGAAACCGAUCCAGAACACCACCACGUCGUUCCCGCAAUAAUGAUCGCAUACCUGGUCCACGUUCCCGUUCUAGGUCUCCAGCUAAGUCGAGAAGAUCCGGUAAUGAGAGGCGACCUUCUCGCUUUUCCGAUGAGCCGAUACCGAUACGCAAAACUAAGGACAGUUACGCUCCCCAUUUAGAUAACCGAUGCAAAGAACCUGACGUUAUCCCAUGGGACCCACCAAAGUCAAAAGAAGAAGCACCUGUCUCUGAUGCGAUCGCGGAGAGUGAAAUUAACAGCUCUCCACCCGAAGCAGCUCAGCUGAAUGUUACACCGAGUGCUGGUACUAACCUGUUUCUCCCGAAUCAGUCCCAAACAACUGUACAACCAAUAAAUAGGUGGCAAAGUACUGUUUGCAACAAUCCCACAUUCUUGUCUAGAGUUCCGCAGGUUAAUUUUAGUCCCGUGCGUUUUCCUCAAGCUAACUAUGGAAUAAUGGGGAUUCCUAACUCAACAUUUCCGUCAGGUUUAAUGCCCUACGCCGGUGCUCAUAUGCCUCCAAAUUUCAUGCAGCCACCACCUAUGAUUGUUCCCAGGGUAAACCCAACCAUGCUUCCUGGGACAAAUACUGUGUUCCCUGGCCAGUGUCUGCAGUCAGUGCCAAGUUUGCCGAUAGUCAUACCAGGCUCUGCGUAUCAAACAACGGCUCCGCCACCACCUCCUCCUCCCCCACCACCACCCCCGCCUACAUUUGCGCAGCAGAUGCAGACCCCAACUUCCAAUCUGCUGGAAACAUUGAUGAGUAGAGCUGGUUUGCCUUGUAACACGCUCAGCGAUUUAAGCAAAAAUAAAGCAAAUGAGAAACCAGAAUCAGCGUUUGAAAGUUCACCGAUAAAACAAAUCAAUAAGCUACUGAGUUCAGCUGCUAGUUCUCUCCUGAACCAGCUAACCGGUGCUCAAAAGAGUGAAAUGGAUACGUCUUCUUCCGACCCACUGCCACCCCCUCCUCCACCCCCUCUUCCGUUCCGACACAAUAGUGAGCUAGUACCAUCAACUACUUCCAGUUCAUCACAUGGUUUCGUCCCUCCCCCUCUCCCAGUGAUUGAUUCUAUAUUUUCUAAUGACGGGUUUGGGGACGAGAUGCUGCCAAAUGGUGCCUGUGGACAAAAUAAAAAAGAGGUCAAGAAACCCUUUGGUGACAUGAGGAUCGAAGAAGUACUGGCAAAGCGCAAGAGAUAUGAUUUUACCUCUCGCCGAGAAUGGCAAGAGCGCAUCGCUCUAGAAGUUAAGUCAGUGCUAAAGCCUGCAUACUUUCUACGUCGGAUUAACAAAGAGGACUACAAAGAAAUUAUGAAAAAAGCUGUUACAAAGGUAAGAUACACCGUUAACAUGAUUUUAUCUGGUUGUAGAUUUCGCGAAGUGGUACUUCGUCAAUUAAUACUGAGAAAAUAAGUACGUUUGUAAAACUGUAUAUUGAGAAGUACCAUCGGAUGCGUAAAAUAAAAACCCAAGCAGCUGCAAAACAAACUGUACAGUAAAAAUUACUAUUUUGAUUUCCUUUUUGUAAAUUGUACAUAAAAUAGAUUACCUAAUAUACGCUCAUCGAUCUCAUCCUUUU